Ostrea edulis (European flat oyster) is the source of this 11001-nucleotide messenger RNA. RefSeq names its product tyrosine-protein kinase JAK2-like. Gene Ontology annotation, biological process: cytokine-mediated signaling pathway; peptidyl-tyrosine phosphorylation; cell differentiation. The transcript is spliced from 25 exons. Gene Ontology annotation, molecular function: ATP binding; non-membrane spanning protein tyrosine kinase activity; cytokine receptor binding. The coding region runs from base 667 to 5451 and encodes 1594 amino acids. The record is from RefSeq and is a predicted model, not a curated record. Lineage: Eukaryota; Metazoa; Mollusca; Bivalvia; Ostreida; Ostreidae. Gene Ontology annotation, cellular component: cytoskeleton; cytosol.
GGUCUCCUUUAAAUACCGCUCAACGACCUUGGGAAAACUUUGACGUUCUAAGGCCCUUUGUCAAACAAAUUCAACCUGUCUCAUGGAAUCAGAGUUUACAUGUCAAUGACAAGUUGAAUGUACUGUGUAAUGAAUAGAAGUAAAUUAAUAUGGCAGGGACACAGUAAAUAGAUCGAUGUUUUAAAUAAUCGUCUUCCUGUAAUUUGUAAGCAAGCUGAUAUGAUUUAUACCAAAGGGCCCAAACGGGAAUAACUGAACAUUGUGAUUCAAAUACAAGACUAAGUUUGACGAAAGAGUCGAGAGCCUGUGGGCAGGGACAAUGGAUGGAUUAUAUCGGGAUCGACAUACACAAAAAAAUAAACCUCCACUUUCAGUUUAUAUUACUUUGCAUGGGUAUUUAUUUCCUGGAUUUUUUUUGGUGAUUACUCAUUAUUGUGAAACACUAGUAAUACAAGAUAUGAUAUGUCGUAUGUAGUUAUGUUACAGGUUACAACAGAUUCAUGUGAAGAAAACGGGAUUUCUGACAGACAUUUGUAACAGAUGGUCAUUGCUAUUCAUUGCCAUUGGUAUUCAAACAUAACAGACUUUGAUCACAAGAAAAAAAUAAAGAUAUGCAUGAAAAAAGUAAAGUAAAGUAGAAACUGCACUAUCAAGACUGGAGCAACUAUGUCAAAUAUGUCGAAAACCCAGCUGCUUAAUAGUGAUGCCAGUACAACCACGACUUCUACAAAUUCACACACAGAAUCAGUGCCAGGUGGAUCAGCUGAGACGGGCCCUAGUGAUGUCUCCUCCACUCACACCCAGGUGACAAACCUGACAUCCACAACACUGAGUCCUCCUUCCUCCUCUUCCUCUUCUCCUGAGGUGAUGGUUUCUCCUCCGAUCAUCUCCAGCGCUGCUCUAGACAGUCAGCCAGUGCAGCAGAACUUGACUCAGAUCAGUGUGUCUUGUCAGUCUGUGGUGGUCCAUGUACAAAUUGAGCUACACGAUGGCACAGUUUAUGUAGUCAACUCAAAUGAUGAUUCAAAAGUUGUGGAGGAUCUGUGUAUUUACCUUCUGAGGAAACAUUUCCCAAAGAUGGGACCUGCAGCAGUGCAGCUUUUUGGUCUGGCUUCUGUAGACAAGAAACGAAUACCAAAGAUGUUAUGGGUGAAUCCUUGUAUUACUAUGGGAGAGCUGAAGAAACAGUUAAGUUCACCCACUGCUAACGCUAAACACAUUUUCUAUCUGAGAAUACGAUAUGUUCCGGGGAGAAAGUUUGUGAACAAUUUGCCUGUUCUAGGCCAGGAUCUUCUGAAAUAUUUAUACCUACAGUGCAAGGAUGACUUUGUGAAGAGUCGGCUUAGUGAUAUCUAUGAACAGGAUAUAAAGAAUGAGGCAAAAGCCCGAGGUUAUGGUGUUCUCGGCAUUGUCAUUGCCAGUAAAAUGGAAGAUAAAGACUUUGUUGAAGUCCUGAACAAACAGAAACUUGAUCCUUUCUUGCCAUCCCACCUGAUUGCGAAGUUUUGGAGAGGAGUUCAGCUGAAGAAGAAGAUGAAAACGAAGACAGAGGAGUUUUUAUCGCAGCAUUGUAACACUUCUGUAGAGGAACUCUGGUUGGGAUGCAUCAAGGAUAUUUUGAAUGAGGUACAGAGUUAUGGUGUGGAAAGAUACGAGGCCAAACAAGUAUCAGGAAGCUUGCGCCCCGUACAGCUCACGCUCGACGUACAACAACAUGAAGAAAAUGGCAGCACUCAGUACAAAGGGCUCUUUAUUCAUAAUGAAUUUUUUUCUUCGAUAGACAAUUUCCGAGCCAUUCACAUAUCGCCUAAUCAUGCUGAUCAGAAAAAAUCAUGGAACGUACACCUGGACAGAUCCAAUGGUUGCCCUGAGGUGUUGAGAUUUGAGAGUAAAGCUGUGGCUGAAUCCUUUGUCUCCGGCAUCAAUGGCUACUACCGCCUAAUUACAGACUACUACAUGAACCUAUACCAACAGAUGGAGCUUCCAUCCCUACAGGAAAUCAACAAGCUUAAGUGCCAUGGUCCAAUCGAAACAAACACAGCAGUCCGCAAGCUGAAAACGAAAUACUUGUCUGAGGAGUAUUACAUACUGAAACAGAGUAUGUUAGUAUUUGAUCAGUUGGCUAUACUGUUCUGUAAUGCUGGACAGACCAGAAAAAGACUGAUCGAUCGAAGAAAGAACCAAUACUGUUUGGAGGGGGAGCCAGAGGAAAUGUUCAAAGACAUCAACUCCAUCAUCAAAUACAUGUCUGAUAACCGCAACCUCCUUCCAAAACGCCCAGUCAAGGUUAAACCCCAGCAAGAACCUGUUGAUGUUUUGAGAAAACUUUUUGUGGAAGAAAUCAUACCGGAUGAAGAGGAAGAAACAGCCUUAAACAAUCAGAAAAGGAAACCCAAUCUCAUCCUUCCAGAGGAUAUUCAGGUCAAAGAACCCACAGUAUGUGGAAGUUUCACUGAAGUUUUAACGUGUGACCUUGAUAGUGGCACAGUUUAUGCAGCAAAGCGAUUACGGCAGACCUCCAGUGACCAGAUGUUUCGUUGUUAUGAGCAUUUUCAGCAUGCAGUUCAGCAGUUGAUUAGGAUGGAGGAUCCAAAAUUUUUUGUGCGUGUCCAUGGACUGGUCUUGUCCAACCCUCCUAUGUUGGUCAUGGAAAGGGCCCAGCAUGGUUCCUUGGCAACCUUUUUCAGGAAGAGGCAGUCAAACCAACCAAUCAAACCUUUUCAUCUAUUGAAUGCAGCAAGUCAGAUGGCACAUGGAAUGCUUUAUUUAAAUGAGAAACAGUUAGUACAUGGGAACCUGUGUUGCCGUAAUUUGCUUGUCUUCCGAUAUGAAAUUGAUGACAUUCUGGUCAAGAUUGGGGAUCCAGGAAUGGUCAAUCUCUUGAACACUCUGGAUUUAUUGAAUCCUCAGAACAGGCAUAGAUUGCUAUAUUUGGCACCUGAAUUGUAUACAGACUAUCAGAAAUGGGUGCUGAAUCCAAAUGUUUCAAAAAUGACAACUCAGUCAGAUGUGUUUGCAUUUGGGACAACCCUUUGGGAGAUGUUUGCUGAUGGACACAAUCCAGUGGAAACACCAAGAUUUUCCAACUUAAGCAGUGAAAAGGUUUUACAAGCAAUUUUCAACAAAAAGCUUGAUCCUCCCCCUAGUUUGAAUGAAAACAUAGAAUGGAAGCAAAAAUUGAGGAAUUUGAUGUCCUCUUGCUGGAAACCUGUAGAUGACCGCCCAGAUCCUAAACUUCUUCUGAGAGACCUCCGAGCUCAAGUGGCAGAUUUAGAGUCUUCAUCUUCAAGAGACCAAGGCAAUUCAUCUAUCAAUAAAAAGCUCAUUCAAGAUGACAACUUCCAGGUGAUAGGAAGUAAUGGCGACAAUGUCCCAGAUCUCAUUAGCAGUACCCAAGAAUCACAGACUUGGUGGCCUGUAAAGGAUACUAUGUCACCAUCAACAGAACCCACCCUCGAUCCACCCUCGUUUCUCUUUCCAACAAAUUCAGCUGCUACAAACAGGGAUGCCAACAGGGCCUCAGACUCUGUCAUCAAUCGAUCACUUCCAAACCUUCCCUUAGAUCUCAAGUACAUCAUAAGCUCUCGGAGACUCAGUAUUCGGGAAAAUAAAAUUGGGGCUGGACAUUAUGGUGUUGUGAAACGAGGCUUGCUGUAUGCCAGUCCUGAAGACAGAUCCAAUCCUCUGGAGAUUGCUGCUAAAGAAUUGAAGGGAGAUUUCCAGAAUGUUAUAGACAGCACAGAAUUCAAGGAAGAGGCAAUAUUGAUGUCCAAACUGGAACAUGCUAAUGUGGUCAAGUUCUUGGGAAUCAGUGACAACAUGUUAAUUCUGGAAUACGUAGAAAAUGGGGCCUUAAACAUGUAUCUAAGAAAAUUCCGCAAGCGGGAUGAAUUGCUUCCGGAAUGGAGACUAAUUAAGAUGAUCACUGAUGUUGCACAGGGAAUGGCUUACCUUGCCAAUAUGAGGGUGAUUCACUGUGACUUGGCUGGCAGAAAUGUCCUUCUGACGAACACUCUAGUGGCCAAAAUCACCGACUUUGGUCUAGCCAAGAUUCUAAAGGCAGACAAGGACUACUAUACUAGGUCCUCUGGCAAAGAACUUCCUCUGAUGUGGUGUUCACCAGAGAGCAUAGCCUAUUGGAAAUUUACGACAAAAGGCGAUAUCUGGAGCUACGGUAUUUUGAUCUGGGAGGUGUUCACUCACGCCAAAGCCCCCAUAUUGUGUAACAAUUUCUCCAAGAAGGGAUACCAGAAACUGAUGGAAGGAAAACGCCUGAAAAAAACUACACACUGUCCAGUAGUGGUGUAUAAAUUCAUGAAGAAAUGUUGGGAAUUUAGGCCCGAAGACCGACCCGAUUUCAACGAGGCUUGUGAAUAUUGCAGAAAAUUCAGUGAAGAGUACCCGGAACCAAAAGAAGAGGUCCAUAAAUCGCCACAUCCCCAAGAGCCCCUCCCACCGGUACCUCCUGUGCCCAUAGAGCUCACUGAUACUGGAACUGACCCUCAUCAUCGUCCCUCAGGUAUUCUCGGCACAGACCAACAGACAGGCAGGCCGGGUAUUCCAAUUAUGGCCAAUUUACCACCAUCAGAAGAUCUGAAAUACAUGAUCAAUACGAAUCACAUCAAGCUGGGGGAGGAAGUGAUUGGAAAGGGACACUUUGGAUAUGUAAAACAGGGCGAAUAUUCACCAAAGGGAAAGGAAAGCAUAAAGAUUGCUGUCAAAGUCUUCAAAAAUCCACAUUCCAAGAAAAUUGAGAUGGAGAUGGUGAAGGAAGUAGAUGUAUUGGGAACAUUGGAACAUCCUCAUAUCGUCAAGUUCUACGGAUUUACCAAAAAACCAGAUCUAAUGAUGAUCAUGGAGUAUGUGGAGAAUGGUUCUCUGAGAAGCUAUCUGGAACAAACUAGGGCUAAGAAGAGCUGGGUACCAGAUUCCAGACUGAUUGCCAUAGUGAUAGAUAUCACCAAGGGCAUGGAGUAUCUGACCGAUAUGAAAGUAUUCCAUUGUGACUUGGCAGCAAGAAACAUUCUUCUUACAAAGGAUUACACUGCUAAAAUUGCAGAUUUCGGACUCUCCAAACUGAUGACGUCAGACAAAGACUAUUACACGAGGAAAGGGCAGGAGGUCAUACCUUUACAAUGGUGUGCUCCAGAAGUCAUAGGGAAAACGAAGUACUCCUCCAAGACGGAUGUGUGGAGUUUUGGUGUGGUGAUGUGGGAGUGUUUCAGUCAAGGAGAAGUCCCCAGACUGUGUUCUGUAGAGAAGGAAGAAUUAAAGACAAUAACGUUCUUCUACCUGGAGAAAGGAGGUCGACUUGAGAAGCCAGACGGGUGUCACGAAGAAGUGUAUGGCUUGAUGAAAAAGUGCUGGGAGUGGGAAGCUGAAAAGCGACCUCCAUUUUAUCAAAUCCAUCAGCAGUGUCUAAAACUACAAGAAAUUUUGGGCAAGGACUAGUAUAAACUAAAUAUAUAGCCCUUGGAAGAAAUUUGCACCAAGAUGGAGGUUGUACCUCAAAAUGCAGAUAAAAUAACGGAUAUAUGCAACAAGAAAUUUAACUUUCAUUGAAGUUUUGUCACCAAUAGCUACCAACGUUCUCCUAGGCUGCUAUAGACCAUAACCUAUUUUUUAUUCAAAAGGAAUAUGAAUCCUCUUUAAUGGAAUGUUGGUCAUGAUAAAAUAUGCAAGUAUAAUACAAUAGAAUUACUUUAAAAGUUUUAAAAUAAUGAUGAGGAAUUUACCUGGUAGACGUGGUGUAAGUAACAUGUAGGACCUAUACAAUUUUGUUUACCGAGAUAAAAUUCAUUGUUAAAAGGUGGCGUUUUGCUAUUUUUGAUCAUGUUGUUUUGAAUAUAUUUGAUACUGUUUCCAGAGUUUUGUGCUAAUUCAUUAAUUUGAUGGUUUGUACUGGUAUUUUUUUCUUCUUGUUUUUGCCCACAUAAUCAGAGAUUCAGGGGCAUAAAGUUUUUGGUCUGUUUGUCUGUAAAAACUUAACCUUGUCCAUAACUUUUGAAUGGAUGGUGAUAGAACUUUCAUAUUCCUUGUAACAAGAUCUUUCUUUAGGUUACAAAUUCUUUUACCUCAUGACCUUGACUUAAGAGUUUGGUCUAGUUUUGAAAAACUUUUGAUUGGUUAGUGAUCGGGCUUUCCUAUUUCACAUGUGUAUUCCUUGUGACAAGACCUUUCUUUGGGUACCAGAAUUACUCUGCUGCCAUAUAGGGGGCAUCAGUGUUUCACAAACACAUCUUGUUUCUUUUUGUAAGCCUGUUGGAGGAUGGGACAUAUUAUGGUAUGGUGAUCAGAUCUUUCCAUCUGUCCCACAUCAUCAAAUGGUCAGUUGUUGCAACUUAGGUCGAAGGUGUGUCACAAUCUACAUCAAGGUCACUCACUGUGACCUAGAUUAUAAUGAUGUGGCCAUAUAUGGCAUAACCCUUUUUGGUCAAGGUCACUGUGACCUAUAAUUAUGAUGAUGUGACCAUGUAUAGCAUAACCCUUUUGGGGGCCUAUGUAGAUUUUGAGUCGUUGACUCGAUCAACAAACUUUGUCAAUUUAUACAUCCUUAGAGAUAUGUAAAUUGCAGCUUGAAAUCAGGUCAUUAAAAACUUUUAAAUUUUGGUAAUCAUUGGAAAUGAAUAUUUCAAGGGAGUUACUGUGGAUUUACAGUAAGUGUAAACGAGACAUAUCGGCAAGUACAUGACGUGCUUCAGAUAGUUCAUUUGGAAAGUCCCCGAGUGAUUUUAAAGAGCGCUUUUGAUAGGUCGGUUAAAUUAUAGGUAGGCGGUCCCAAGUAUUUGGCAUUAUAUUAUCUCGUGCCUAACAAGUGUAAGUUUCACUAUUUGAUUUCAGUGUAAGUUGCACCGUACGUAACGUGAGAUUCAAUAUUGGUUUUGAUUUGACAAGGGAGAUUUGAAAUUACGUUAGUAAAAUGUCUUGUAAAGUUUAUCUUAUAAAUACUAUAUCUACAUGUAUAAAAGUGAUGGGAUAUCUUAUAAAGAAAAAAAAUAUAAGAUGUGGUAUAAAAGAUACAAGAUAUCUCGUAAACUUUAGAAGAUAUAACUUUUAUCAGAUACCUUAAAAAAAAUUAUCUUUUAAACAGGAAUAACCGUGUUAUACUUAUAAUCCAUCGCAGUAUCAAUAGGUAUGGGAGGGGGAAUACAGGGUGAAAAAGGCGAGCUCCGAUAUGUAAAGAAAAGGCAGGAUAGCAAUAUCCCAGAAUUCAAAUAGUGCUGAAUAUUGAAAAGAAAGAAAAAAAUGACGGGAUCGAUAAUGCUGCAGGAAAAGGCAGGAUCCACAGUUGCCUCUAUAUCCCAAUAAAAUUGAAAGGUUACUCCCUUAAAUUCCUGUAGAUACUUGUCAGUUUUAAGUGAUCAGAAAUUUCAGUACAUGUUUCUAUAGGCGAUUUUGUCCGUUUAAGAACAAUGCUUUUGUUUUGUUGUCUCUUUCACAUUCGCAGUUUCCAUAUCGUUAUUUUAAAAUAAAUCUCUCGGAGGAUAUUUUCGAAAUCUUGCAAAGCAUUGGAAAAGAUCGAUGUCGGAAAAAUUUCUGAAUUCAAAUAGUUAGGGGGAAGAGGGGGUAAAAACUCGUUAGUUUCUGUCAUCCGACAUCGAUUACACGUUAGUGGGGUAAAUUUAAAACCACAUAAUACAUUUUAAUAAAUGUUUAAUAGUUUCAAUGUACACUGUCAUUUGUUUUACUUGUUAAUCGAUUAGUUUCAACAUACUUCAUAUUUAGUUUUGUAUUGGGGGGGGGGGGGGGGGUGUCUUGGUGAGAACUAUGCGAACUCAGUUUUCUCUAACAUUGAACAUUUGAUCUCGCCCCUAAAAUAAUUUGUCAGAUUAAGUAAUAAGAUCAAUAGAUAUUCUACUUCGAGAAAACAUUUAUUUUCAACACAUGGCAUGCUUUGAUGUCUUUUACUGUUAUAUAUACCCACAUUUUCGUAAGAAAUUCGUAAGUAACCAUCGCUAGAUACUGUUAAUUGAAUGAACAAAGGCAAGUUCUAUGAAUUCUAGCAAAAACUAAAUUCCCCAAACCAUCCCUCUCCUGUUCAUGUAACACAUUAUUAAAGAAGUUCAGCAUUUCGUUAGCAUUAGACGCGCCUUCUAUAACGUCAUAAUAAACCACAGCAAAGGUUGAUAUGUUGCGAUACUGGCGUACCUUUGAACCUAUAUCACUGGUCCACCCCUUACUGCAUGUCCAUAGGAGUUUGAAAUUUUAUCUAUCUAUCUAUCUAUCUAUCUAUAUAUAUAUAUAUAUAUAUAUAGUCUCUUCUUCGGAAGUAAAAUACAGAAAAAACUCUAAACACUUUGUUGAAAUAUUUCGACCGUGUUACCGGUCUCCUUCACGAAAACACGACUGAAAAAGACCGGUAACACGGUCGAAAUAUUUCAACAGUGUUUAGAGCUCUCUCUCUCUCUCUCUCUCUCUCUCUAUAUAUAUAUAUAUAUAACUGACUCGGCCUAAAUUGCAAUAAAAUCAGUAGCAAAGAAGUUUUCAACACUUCGUUCGUGUUCAGACCACAGGGGCUCGUCACGAAUUGGCCCUCUCUAUUCUAUAUUUACAUUUAUUUGUAAAUAUAGAAUAGACGAUGUCAAAUUUUAAAAAGACAGGUAUUUCGUGACGAGUCCCUGUGUUCAGACGAAAUAUGCUUCUCUUGGAUUUUCUUUGCAGUUUCUUGAAAGUAAUUUCCCUAAAAAUUUCUCGCAGCUCUACAAAUUAAAGAUACCUACGGUACAUUGUCAGGGGUACAAAUAUUUCUUCUUAAUAAAUUUUGUCUGAUUUAUCUAUUAAUAUACACUUGAUUUCUUUUUAAUUUCAUACUCGAUAAACAAAGGUACAUCCGGUGUGAGCUUCGUUGGCGACAUUUUCGGUGCAAGAGUUUUGGUAUUGGUUUUCCCUUUUCGCAGUCUCUUCCAUCGUGCUAAAAGAUUAUGUAAUGACACGCUAGUGUAAAGACACGUGUGACCAUCUAAGAUUAUUUUUAUUCCCGCCCCUUUAAAGCUGUAUGGUCCGAAUUACAAUAUUUUUUUCUCCAUCUCGUAAAAACGCUAUUAAAUCAUCGCACGUAUGUAGUUAUGAGACUAUACGACCUAUCAUAGAUUAUUUCACCUGUUUUAACCCAAAUAAUUUGAUUUUAAAUCGAUGUUUACAAAUAACCGCGUCACUCUGCCAUUUCAAGUGACAGUCACGUUACCAGUUCAAACUUUCAGAUCAUCGGUGGUCUUAUUUUUGUAAAGCUGUGUAUUUUGUUAUAGCAGUACCGUACCAUAAGUUUAAUAGAAAUAAAAAUAUCAAAUGCUUCUUAGUAAUUCGUUGUUUUACGCUCUUUCAGCCUUAAAACUAGACAUUUGCGUAUGAGUUAAUACAUCAUGUUGGGAUUCCCCUGACGCGCGUGGGUCUAUUUAUAGACGUCUAUUAUGGGAUGAUUUAUAUAUGUAGCCACUAUAUUUACUUUCUAAAUAAUAUUCGCACUGUUUUCUUUUACAUGCAGAUGUUUUGAAGCAUGUAAUUAAGGGAAAGUUAAUAACUUUAUAAAGCAAUUAAUCUGCUUUAAAAUAAUUAUGUACAAAAAUAAUACUUGAACAUCGGGUCAUACAGCUUUAAAUAUUGGUCCAAUCGCAGUGAUUGUUCUUUCCUUGAUGCGUCAUCAUUGACAGAUUUGUUUUGAAACCAACUAUCCGAGACCUCGAAUGAACUUGAGAAGCUGAGUCGUUCACACUUACUGUAAAUUCACAGUAAUCCAGAAGAGAGUAUUGCAGUAUUUGUUGAUGUAAUAAUUAUUGAACAGGGUGUUCAAUAAUUAUUACAUCAACAAAUACACAAUUUUUUCAUAAAAUAUGUAGCUACAUAACAAUUCUAAAUAUGAAUAUUUAUUUCAAACAUUAAUUGUAUAAAUAUAUGCAGGAUUGUACUACAACAUUUGCACAGACUUAACAAGCACAUCACACAACAGAUAGAGGAAUUGUUUCACGAAAAUAAUGAUUUAAGUUUCAAGGAGUUCAGUUGGAUAGAAAGAUAAUUUUGAUUUGAGCCAAAUUCCAUCUAUCCAAUAAAAAUUUGAUUUGUCCCAUAAGAGCAAUGGUGUUCCAAAGAGUUCAGCUGAACAACCAAAUUGCAUCUGUUCAGUUAAAAAUCCAUAGAUGGGUAUAAUGUAAGAAGGCUGUGUUAAUAGUUUGUCACUCCUUUAAUUUUAGGGCAUUUCUUAGUACAACUCAAAAUUGUUAGUAAUUGUAUCAUGUGACAGAAAUCUAAAUACAUGUAAUAAAAUGAAAUAGGUUUUGAAAUGUAGUUAUUUGAACAAUUCAAAGAUAUAUAUUAAGUCAGUUGUUGUACCAAGGUUAACAAGAUUUUUAGUGUUAAAUCUAGGAUCUAGAGAGGACACACAUAUCAUAUGUUCAAAAGGGCAUGUUUCGUCGCAAGAAGAAAAUUUCGGGGCACUUUCAUUGUAUCAUACUAUGAUAGUAAUAGAAUGAUCAUUUAGCCUCUUUAAAAGUUAAUACCUGCUGCCUUGAUUUUAAACUUUUCAAUCAACCUUGUGAAAUAAAGAACAAUUCUUUAUUAUUAACAGAUAUUUUUUAAAAAAUUUAUAGAGAAAAAAGGGCAUGGCGCGGUUAAAAAGGGCAUGGUGCCAGCCAAAAAGGGCAUGGCGCAGCGCCAUGCUAGUUUGCUUUAGAUUUAACACUAAUUUUGUCCCAGGUACACUCAUCUGUUUAUGAUUAUGAUUUUGAUUGACAGGUGUAUCAUGUGCCGCGGUGGUGCACUUGAUUAUUAAAAUGAUGUGAAUAAUCUCACUUGGUACAUGUGUGCACUAAAUGUUUUAUUAUAGGGCAAUACAUUCAUUAUGAUUGUGAAUUUCUGAAGAGAUGUGGGUUUUUUUUAAAAGAUAAAAAAGAUUUCAGGUGUAUAGUAUAUGUUGGCAUUUAGAUAUUUUAUAAUAUUGUUACUGGAUUACAUAUAUAUAUUAAUAAAGAUGUGUCAGUGAUCUAUAUUAAUAAAGAAGUGUCAGUGAUC